Molecule: messenger RNA, 1794 nt
Organism: Triticum aestivum (bread wheat)
Lineage: Eukaryota; Viridiplantae; Streptophyta; Magnoliopsida; Poales; Poaceae
Exons: 10
Coding region: 119-1543 (474 amino acids)
Source: RefSeq, a predicted model, not a curated record
CCCCCAGAGCACAAAGGUCACCAGUCCUCAUCCACACGAAACCCUAGCGCCGAAUCGCGAUCCCCUUCCCCUCGCCGUCACAGCGGCUCCAACCCGUGUGACCGCCGAUCUGGUGCCGAUGACGCAGAAGAAGUGCCGCCUCCGCAGGAGGUCUCCUCGCGAAGGAUCAUCCCGCCGCCGCCGCGGUGAAGAAGGCGCAUCGUUGUCUGGAUCCCAUGUCGAAUCAGAUAGCAGCAGCACGUUGGACGAGCCGGCCGGGCGGACUUCCAGCGCGCCGCCGUCCGGAUCCUUGGACGAGCCGCCGGUCGCCUGGCCGGCUCGCGAGUCCAGGUACCAUGAAAUCCUCGCCUCGCGCCUUGCGGAGUUGCAGUUACAGUUAUGCGCCGCCGCCGCCGACGACGACAUCUCAAAUCUUCCUUCGGAUGAAAUUGUCCAAGCCCUCACUCGUUCUAAUUUCUAUGAUGAUGAGAUGCGGGCUGCUCUGGUAGAAUAUCAAAUCCAAAAGUUCUUGAGCGAACCCCACGGGCCAGGUGUUGGAGAGAGAAAUUCUGUAGAGGACAUGGGCGAUGAUAUCCCUGAGGAGGAAUUCGUCAACUACUCCGAAAAGCUAAAGGCUUGCAGACGUGCUGGAAUCGACACUGAGACUCGGCUGAAUCAAGAGGAGUUUCGCAUGCUCCAUGUCAAGUAUGUACGUUAUCGCAUCAAAGCUUACCUGUUGCUGAAAGGAAAGCAUAUCGACGAGCAAGACGAAGCUACAUCGGAAUCCAAGUACCCUCUGGAGCUUGCCUUGGAGAAUACAUGUUUCUCUCCUUACCUGGAAGAUGGUGUCUUUGGCUGGUAUUUCGACUCUGACCUCUGUUUACUUAAGUCCUUGAGUGACUACCAGCGGCUAGUCCUCCCUAACUGUGCUUGGAGUGAGUAUGGAAGCUUGAGUCAGUACAUCUUGUUUUAUAACACCCAUGAAGCUGAUAGAGACUAUGUGCUGUACUGGGAAAAGAUGGUCAAGGAAAUUAAGUGGCUUGAAAAUCAUGUGCUUAAAGAAGGUACUCCGGAGUGGGAUCAAAUCCGUCGUAAAGGUUUUUACCAAGCAAUUAGGAUUGCUGCUGAGUUCCACAACAUUGAUUUCGGUCUAGCAUAUUAUGGUUUCAUGGAGUAUAUAUGGAGGACUCGCUUUUAUGUCGUGUUUGUGAAAGAUCUUGACCGUGCCUAUUUUGAGAUUUGGAAGCGGAUCAAGGGUCAGACAAGUUUCAGAGAUGCUCUGCAGGAAGUUUGCACUGAGAAUUUGGUACCAUCGCGCCAGAAAACUUUGAAGGCCGAGCUGCAGCGGCCCGGAGGCUUUUUGCAACUGGAGCGACAAUUCCGCCGGUGCACAGAGGGCAUUAGUAAGGAAGUGAAGCUUCCGGAUUGGAGAGUCCAAGAGUUGAUUGCGCAGGAAAUUAAUUACAAGCGUGCAUUGCCAAAGACGUAUGCACACUACGCCAGGAAGAAGCUCCAGAUUGCAGAAGUCUUAGGAAUGAUUCCCAAGGCCGAGAUACCAGCGUAGAUGUGUUUGUUGCUGGAGUCCGCGGUGAUCGUUUGGCAUUAGAUGCCCAAGUACACCUGGGCUUAUAUAUGACGUACCCUUUGAGCAAAUUCUUAAUAUGUUACCCAACAUAAGAUGUGCCUUAAGAUCUUAUAUGAUGAUGUCUAACUUUUUCCUACUCUCUCCGUUCACACAUAAUAUGUUCUAACUUUUUCCUGACUCGGAUGUGUGUAGACACAUUUUAGUGUGUAUGUUCCUCAUUUUGGUCCGCA